Molecule: messenger RNA, 2361 nt
Organism: Mixia osmundae IAM 14324
Lineage: Eukaryota; Fungi; Basidiomycota; Mixiomycetes; Mixiales; Mixiaceae
Exons: 8
Coding region: 433-2256 (607 amino acids)
Biological process (GO): intracellular signal transduction; protein phosphorylation
Cellular component (GO): cytoplasm
Molecular function (GO): ATP binding; protein serine/threonine kinase activity
Source: RefSeq, a predicted model, not a curated record
CGUCGCACUAUGGUCUCGGCGACAAGAUCUGCUGCUGAGCGUAGUGCAUGCUGGCGCGAGGUCUUCUUGCGGUCAAGGAUGCACGACCAAUCCCCGUUUGCUUGAUUCGUGACUGUCACUGUCUUCAAGUAUCACUGCCUUCACAGGGAUGGCUGACGUGCUGAUGCAUUGUAUGAGACCAAGCGGCAUUCGUGAAGCAGCCUGAGCAAUGUUGGCCAUCCGAUCUUUGAGAUGCGUCGUGUUGUAAGAUGAUGCUGUCGAGGGCUAAAUGGACGCGAGUGAGGCGCUGAACCGGCUGGGCAAGAGAUCGUCGGCGAGUGGUCGCUCGUAAUAGUCUGCAGGCUUCGAGCCACGUGAGCGUCCUCGCGAUUGCGCUGAGCUUGGAUUUGCAAUUAGCUACGAUUAAGGGAACACCUCAGAAGCAGGCCUCAAAUGACGAAUGAUAGCGAGUCAGACGAGCAUGAGACGUCAGGCGACGAGGAGCACGGGCAGAGCAGCGAUGGUCGAGCACGUCGACGACCCAUGACGCUAUCCAGAUUACCAUCGGACGCAAUCGCAUCGGGCAGUGAGACGGAUGCAGAUGCCGAGUCGACGGAGCAUGAGCCUGCCAAGUCAGAACAGAGCAAUGCCAACGGAACGCACACCAAUGGUCGCAUUCCGUCGCUGCAGCUGAGCAAAGACGGCACAGAAUCGCCAGAGCAAGUCGUCAUGUCGCCCGCGACGGAGGAGCCUCCACUUAUGGCUUCAGAGCCUCAAGAGAUGGAGCAGACACCCACUCAGCUAGCACAAGAGCCAGAAGAACUCGAUGACACUCCACCCAAGACGAUGAACCCGCCGGGACGAUCGGCUACGACGUCGCCCACGUCUGCCAAAGAAUCACUCAAAGCAGCGCUCUCUUCUGCAAAGAACAGAGCUGCCUCGGAGGCCAGCUCACCAGAAGGCUUCAAGCGACACCGGAGAACAUCUUCCAUGGAGCCCGGUGUGAAGGAGACGCUCGAUGCUCGCCAUGAGGAUCUUGGCGAUGGCUCACGAAGGAUCAAUCAGUAUGUACUCGGAAAGGAGAUCGGUCAUGGCAGCUUCGGCAGCGUCUGCGUUGCUCAGGACGAGCAGGGGCGCAGUUGGGCAGUCAAAGAGUUUUCCAAGAUGCGGCUCCGCAAGCGAGCUCAGUCAGAGAUGAUGCGCGCACAAAGAGGGCGCAAGAGGCCCUCACAGGGCACACAGAGCACACAAGGCUCCAUGACUGCUCACGCUCGACCACCCGUGGAGAACGGCAAUAGUAACGACGAGGACCCUCUGCUGCUCAUCCGUCACGAGAUCGCUGUGAUGAAGAAGCUAACCCAUCCGAAUCUCGUGCGGCUGCACGAGGUCCUCGAUGUCAACGAGCGCGAUUCUCUAUACAUGGUCGUGGAGCUAUGCGAAGGAGGCUCUUUAAUGAACCUGUCAAUCAAGGAGGAGGUCCAAGCGUACGACGAAACAACUGCACGCAAUUACUUUCGCCAGAUUCUGUUAGCGGUGGAAUAUCUACACAGCAACGACAUCGUGCACCGAGACAUCAAGCCGGACAACAUUCUGCUCGCCACGAAAGAUCGCGAAGUGUGCAAGCUGGCAGACUUUGGCGUAUCCGAGAUGUUUCACAAGGGAACCGAUCUGAGCAAACAAAACGUCGGCAGUCCCGCCUUCCUCAGUCCGGAGCUGUGUGUCUCACAACAUGGCGAGAUCCAUGUCAAGGCUGCGGACGUAUGGGCGAUGGGCGUCACGCUUUACUGCCUCGUUUGCGGCAGACUGCCUUUUGCCACCCACAAUCCACUCGAGCUAUACGAAAUGAUCAAGAACGAUCCGGUCAAGCUGCCAAAAGAGCUUGGCGAUGAUCUCAAAGAUGUUUUGAAAAAGCUGCUCGACAAGUGUCCCAAACGGCGGAUCACCAUCGAGCAAUUGAGGGUACAUCCUUGGAUAACAGAGAGCGAGCAGAGCCCGCUACCGUCCAAGGAAGACAACUGCGAAGCUUUGCCAGAGACGACCGACGCGGAUCUUGCCUCCGCGUUCAUUUACAUUGGCCGCGCAAAGCGGGUGGCCAACAAGUUCCGUCAACUCGUUUCCGAACGCCGGACAAAAUCGUCCAGCUUCUCUCAGAACGACGGCGAGGGAAGCGAUCUGACGAAAGAUUCCGGCAGUUCAACUUCGCUCUCAAGCUUGAUGUCGAGCAUGCGAAGUAUGACCAGUACCUUGACAGAGUCCAGCAUUGGUGAGGAGAAUUGAUCGCAUCGAUAUACCCGGCAACAUGAGCAAUUGGCAUUGUCUGUGCUUGUACGAUUUUGGGAAAAUGCAUUGGGCCGCAAACACGGGACUAGCCAAAUCAUGCGC